Molecule: messenger RNA, 948 nt
Organism: Gryllus bimaculatus (two-spotted cricket)
Lineage: Eukaryota; Metazoa; Arthropoda; Insecta; Orthoptera; Gryllidae
Source: the annotation of a GenBank genome assembly
AUGGUGAACGCGUGUGUUUAUUUGGCGAGCGGCCAUCCUUCACAAGAAGCUGUUGACACAACUCUGGGAGAGCGACGGGGUGAGGAGCGCCGCUGCAAUCUGUCACCUGGAAAGCUUCAUGCCACGAGCGCCACGGGGCUCCCGGCGGCACGGCCUGGAGGGCGGAUCGCGGUUGACGGCCGACGGGCGCGAGCGGGCAGCGACGGGCGACACACGUCCCACGCUCUGGACAGCCCGACUCCGGCGGCGGACGGCGCGUGCGUGGCGGGCGGAGGCGGCGCGGAGCGCGAUCGGUUCUACGAGGAGGAAAAAUCUCCUCAACCGCCGCCUAGGGCCACCUCAAUCGCCCCUCCCGCAGCCUCCGCCAGCUCGGCGUGGCAGGUGGCGGGCGGCGCUGGCGCGGGGCGGCGCCAAUCGCCGGCGCGACCUCGAGCGGACGCGACCGGAAGCGGGCGCGCGCGGCGGCUUCCGGGGGCGGGGACGCGGCGCGCCGGAGCCAACCAGCGCCCCAGCCCCGGCCCCGCGGCCGCGAGGCGCCCGCCCGCCGACCCAUCGCGCCCCCCUCCUCCUCCUCCUCCUCCGGGCCACCUCGCGGCCGCUCUCGCUCAGUCGACGCGCGCCAAGGCCGCGGACGCACAGUGCAGCGCCGCCCCAGCCGCCGGCCAAGCAUGGCCCCGCUGCCCGGCGUGGAGGUGGAGCGAGCGACCGUCCGGCUCCACGAGAAGAGCGCCCCCGCGCGCCCGCCCCGCGCCUGCUACAAAUCUCUACUCAGCGUUCCUUUCAGCUGGCAUUAACGUUCUGGUGCCGCCCGUUGCCUUCCUCGAAUACGACUGGCGCGCGAAACACCCCCACGAGAAACAGUCGGGCCGCGUCCACGGCGCGGCGUCUUUCAACGAGACGUCCCCCGCUUUGCAGCCAUUCUUCCGCGUGUUGUUUCCAGCUGGCUGA